AUGGUUGAAUUUGUCUCUAUCAAUAGCGCUCAGUUAGCAUACCGCUUAGUCGGACCUGAGAAUGGACCGUUGAUAAUCACUCUGCAUGGCGGCCGAGGGUUUGGAGACCAUAAAUCAGAUUUCAAAGCAUACUCGCCACUAUCCUCUUCGUACCGGGUACUUUCCUUCGACUUUCGAGGACAUGGUCAAAGUUCACGAACCGAGCCUUUUACCUUUCAUCAAAUAGUCGAAGACAUUGAGGGACUACGGAAGCAUUUCCUUGGAGUCGACAAGCCCUGUAUUGUGUGCGGUGGCAGUUUUGGUGGAUUCCUGGCUCAGCAGUAUGCAAUUACGUAUCCAUCUUGCGUCUCGCAUUUGAUUCUUCGCGGGACUGCUCCGUCGCAUCACCGUAUGUGCCAUGGAUUUAAUGUCUUGGAACUUCCAACGCGCCUUUCAAACUUCAAUUUGUGUGCUGACUGA
Molecule: messenger RNA, 459 nt
Organism: Penicillium digitatum Pd1
Lineage: Eukaryota; Fungi; Ascomycota; Eurotiomycetes; Eurotiales; Aspergillaceae
Source: RefSeq, a predicted model, not a curated record